Messenger RNA from Erigeron canadensis, 873 nucleotides. RefSeq lists its product as uncharacterized. Lineage: Eukaryota; Viridiplantae; Streptophyta; Magnoliopsida; Asterales; Asteraceae. The coding region runs from base 1 to 873 and encodes 290 amino acids. The transcript has a single exon. The record is from RefSeq and is a predicted model, not a curated record. Gene Ontology annotation, biological process: shoot system development; root development.
AUGGUGGUUUCUGUAAGGUUUAACAGCAAAUUCCAGAAAAAGUCAAUCAGUUUGCCCUGCAGAUCGCACCCCAGCACGCUUCGAAUAGAAGAGGAGCUGACCAAGAUCAAAUCAUCAACUUUAACAAAGGCAUCUGCUGACAAUAUAUCCGACGGUCUGUGUCAGCUGGCUAAUUUGUACGACCACGUUGACGAUCUUCUUGCUUCCGUGGCAACUCAGAAUCUAAUUUCUGCACACGGAAAAGAAAUGUGGCUGGAAGAGGUUUUGGAAGGAUCUAUAAAACUGCUGGAUGUUUGUAGCAUUUUAAGAGAUGUGAUAUUGCAGAUUAAAGAGAAUUUACGCGAUCUCCAGUGUGCACUACGGAGGAGAAAGGGGCAAACCAGUAUCGGAACCAGCAUAAAAGAAUUCAGCUCGUUUAGGAAAAACAUGCUUAAGGAUGCUAAGGAACUGAUUAUGAGUCUUAAACAGUCUGAAAAAUCGACUGGUCUAAUGACAGAUCCUUGUAACCACCAUCUAACGGCAGUGAUCAGAGUUUUCGUGGAAAUUACUGAUCUGGCAGUUGUUGUCUUUGAAUCACUUUUCAAACUGGUAUCACCCGUUUCAAAGGUAAAUGGAUGGUCUAUUGCAGUGUCAAAGCUGAUUCACAAACGGGCUGUCGCUUGUCAACAAACCAUGAAUGAAUUCGAAAAUAUAGAUGCUGCGUUGCAUUAUAUAUUGUGCAACGGCCAAGAAACAUCAGAAGAUACACGAACGGCACAUUCAAGAGUGGAGGAUCUUUAUGCAAAAAUAACGAGAAUAGAGAGUGGUCUGGGUUGUCUGUUUAGACGAUUUCUGAAGACAAGAAUUGAUAUCCUUAACAUCAUCUCCCUAUAA